GUUGCGGAACAUAAAUUAGUAGAUUUUCAAUUUAAAACUCACUUAGAAAUGGACCUUGAAGUGAAAAGCAGUUUAUCUCUUUGUGUUCUGUAAAAUAUUUUUUCUUAACUCGUCACUCGUCGACCCUCAAAAAAGUCGUUGCCUUGCCUAACUUGUCUGUCAAAUCAGCAGUUUGUCAGUAACUUUUGAAGUUGAUACCUGUUGAAACGAAAACCUUAUCAACAGCCGAGGCCGGACGGACAAAGAAACCCACUUUGUUACUGGAAUAUUAAUUACAAAAUCAAAAUGUUUUGUGAAGUAUGUGGCAAUGUGGAUGAACAUUAUGAUGAAAAUGCUGAAGUGUUCCAUACAGACACGCCGAAGCAUUUGUGCAACUUGAUACUGGCUAAUUACAAUAACAAUAAGCGGUCCUUCAGUAAAAACAAAGAAGGUGUAGUUAUUCUGGGUAAAGCGGUUUCUGAGGAAACCAAUGAACACAAAAGUGUUACGGUUGAUUACACUGACCAUCAUAAAAUCCGGAUUGAUGUAAAACCUCAGCAAAAUGUGAAAUUCAUAUUUAGUAUCAGCAAUGAAACGAGAAAUGAUGAUUUUCUUGUAGUUGGAUUUCAACUAGGCCAUCCACAGCCGCAAUUCAAAAUGAACGACCAUCCUUAUGUUUUUGGAGAAGACCCUCACAUCUUAGAUAAAAAAUCAUCAAUUAAAGAAGAAAUCUCCAUCUCCUUUCAAGCUAUUGAUAUUGGACAAUAUGAAAUGCCUAUAAUGUUUACAUUCCUUAGAACUAGGGAUGGUAAAAACCUAAUUUUCGUAAGGGAAAUGGUCGUGAUGGUACAGGAGAGGCCUAUGACUUACAAAAAGUCUAAAAGCCCUUACACUAAUGAAGAGUUUAAAAAAACAACAUUGAUAAAGUCGAUUAGUCAUGUGCCAUACGAGACUACGUAUAAAAUACCUAAGCUUUUGAAGAUACUACUCCCACGCGGUCUCGAAGAUAGGGCGUUAGAAGGGCUUCAAGUGCCUCGCGAAAUGCUGGAGCAAUUGCGCCUUGUUCUUAUUAGCACCAGAGCUAUUUUUGAUGAAGGAAUUACAAAAGACAAUUACAUGAUCUAUUUUCGUCAUCUUUUGUGGUGGGAAGAGAUUAUUUCUAAAAUUAACUUGAGGAAAUACAACAUGUCUAGCGUGAAACUUCAAAAAGAGCACAAGGGUUAUUACCUUCAAGUGCCGGGGCUGGCGGAAAAGCGGCCUUCUUUGUUGCGUGGUGACAGAGUGUUUAUCACCCCAAAAGAGUGUGAUUACACGUUCGAAAGUACGAUCAAAGAUAUGGAUGACGAUAGGGUCUUACUGGGAGAUUUCGACGAAAAUUUCAGCAACUAUUACAGUGAGACAUGCGAGUUCGACGUACGCUUCUUGAUGUCCCGGACGCCCAUGGAGCGAAUGCACGAAGCCAUCUCCGGUAUCUUUACCUCUAAGCAGACCUGCAGAGCCUUCCCGGUUCCUAUUAAGAAGAAAGUCGCCGUUUAUCCCAUUUAUAAGUUCUACAAUAAGCUGAUCAGGGAUAAUCCUGAACAGAGGUCGGCAGUCGAGCACAUAGUGUCGGGCACGUCUGGGAAGGCUCCGUACAUUGUAUUCGGGCCUCCUGGCACCGGCAAGACUAUGACAAUUGUUGAGGCCAUUAUACAGCUAGUGGUAAGAAACUCGAGAAACAGAGUGUUGGUUUGCACAGAUUCUAACAUGGCCGCCGACCAUAUCGCCCUAAUGCUUAUGCGGUACAAUAAAGUUCUAAAUAUUAACAACUUCUUGCUGCGUGCUAAUUCCCGUUCCAGGGAGUGGACAGUGAUGCCGGCGGAGCUAGCGCCCGUGUCCAACGGGACAAACUACGAGAACUUCUUCUCCGUCAGCAACCUGCAGAUGUCCACCUACCGCGUCGUCGUCACCACCUUGUCGCACGCCGCUAAAUAUGCUUCGAGCAGAAGCCAAAGCUUGCACAAGCUGCAGAUGUCGCACUUAUUCAUCGACGAGGCGGCGCAGGCGUCGGAGCCGGCCACGCUCAUCCCCACGGCCGGGCUGCUGGCGCCCGCCGGCCAGCUCGUGCUCGCCGGCGACCCGCGCCAGCUCGGGCCCGUCUGCAUCUCGCACGAGGCCAGCAAGCGCGGCCUGGGUCAAUCUCUCCUGGAGCGUCUGCGAACCACCUACGAAAACCUCUACACCGACGAUUCUGACUACAUCACCAUGCUCGUCAAGAACUUCCGCUCCGACCCUGACAUCCUGCAGAUACCAAACACAUUGUUCUAUGAAGAUAAUUUGCAAGCUCUAGCGAAACCAGACCCGCUAAGUCAAGUGAGCAUCCUGGGGCUGCCGGGCGGGAACCGCGCGGUCGUGUUCCACGCCGUACACUCUAGGGAGCAGCGCAUGGGCAACGCGCCAAGCUAUUUCAACGAGAGGGAACUGGAUAUGUUGAAAAGAUACAUCAAAGCGUUGAUCCUGACUCACGGUGUUUUGCCGGAGGAUAUCGGUGUGAUUGCGCCUUACAUACGUCAGGUAUACAAAAUGAAGGCCUGGCUAAAAGAAGAGAAUUACGAAAAAAUCGAAGUGGGCACUGUAGAGUCGUUCCAAGGCAAAGAAAAACGUGUGAUACUUGUUUCCACCGUCCGAGCCAACUGUAGGCUGUUGGACUACGACGCAAAAUACGGGCUUGGAUUCUUGGUCGACGACAAGAGAUUCAACGUAGCCAUAACUAGAGCCAAAGCCAAAAUCAUAAUCAUAGGCAAUCCAACUUGCCUAACCAGAGACAGAAAAUGGCGCACCUACAUGGACCUUUGUAAAGAAUUCGACUGCUUCUUCGGAAUGGACACCCAACAGAUCGAACGGGACUCCAAACUUCUCAUAGAAAUCGCUAAGACUCGCUUCGAGAAGUGUCGCCUGUCUGAAGCUUUGCCGAAGCCGAAAGAAGAGUCGAUUAAAAAGAAGAAAAAGUAACUACAUACAUUAUGUACCGUUAUGUCAUAAGCUAUGGCUUGUGGCAAUGUAUUUUUAGUACAUAUUUCUAGAUGAUAUGUGAUAUUAAUAUUCCAUUUUGCCGCCGGUGGCCAGCAACAGUUAAUUAUCUUCGUUGGUAGAUAAAUUACAUAAAACGAACCGUAUUACUGCAGUUCCAGCUGACAUUUCCGUUUUUUCUUUCGAUCUCAUCAAUACAAUUAUUCUUUGCGAUAGAAUGAGACGACAUGACCGGAAUGAGUAGCUGGAAUUGUGACCCACUGUUAGGGUUGCCAACUCUUGAAAGGACCAACCCGGGAGAAUUGUGGGGGGGGGGGGGGCUUGCUCCAUAGUUGCUCCAUCACGCUGAAUGGAAAGAACAAACGUGACCAUUUUUUUUUAUCCAGGACAGGGAUUUCUGUUUUUCGAUUUCGUAAAGAAGUCAACCCAGCGUAAACCCACUCGACUUUCUUCAAUAAGAUGUGGUUGCACCUCACACAAAAGUCCAACCUCAUCGUACAAUUUGUCACUAUCUAUGUCAAUAUUUAAUAAUUCCUGGAGUUUAGUAAUGCUGGUCCAUGUGAUUGGUUCUUUUAAAGAUAAAAUUUAUAAACAAGUACGAGCAGCAAUGGAUGCAUUUAAUUUUUAGAAAUACCGGAGAAAAUAUUGCUCUCCGGGAGGUCGGGAGGUUAACCAUUAUUUCCGGAGUCUCCCGGGCAAUCCGGGAGGGUUGGGAACCCUACCCACUGUACCUAACCUUUGUAACCGAUCCCUAUCGGUUACCAAUCUGCAAUUGAUAACUUCAUCCUCAUUGGACUUUAUCUUCUGUAAGAUAAGGAUCAAAAUCAAUCGAGGAAUUGUUCAAGUUUUGUCUGAUUUGGCGACUGUAACAUGUGAUUUUGUUGUGACCAAAAUACUUUUCUUGUCGCAAAAUGUUGAGUAUUUGAUAUAACACGUACUUUACUUUUUAUACUUAUUUUGUUUUGACCAUGUGUAACUAAGUUAGUAAGUUACUUCCGCUUAUUAUAAAGCGGGUCGAUAGUGAUACUUGUACCUACGUUUUUAGUUAAGAUUAGUCAGUAAGAUUUCAAUUACCAUUAAAAGUGUUGUUUUCAGCUUUUUACUUUUUAAGAAACAGAGAUUUUUGUGCUAUUGAAUGACUGAAAGUUAGUUGUUAUUCCCAGGAUACUGUCAUACGCAUCAUACUACUGAUAAAAACU
This is a messenger RNA of Ostrinia furnacalis (Asian corn borer), 4187 nucleotides long. RefSeq names its product putative helicase mov-10-B.1. Bases 286 to 2970 code for a protein of 894 amino acids. The record is from RefSeq and is a predicted model, not a curated record. NCBI's taxonomy places the organism in Eukaryota, Metazoa, Arthropoda, Insecta, Lepidoptera, Crambidae. The transcript has 20 exons. Gene Ontology annotation, molecular function: RNA binding; 5'-3' RNA helicase activity.